This is a messenger RNA of Ylistrum balloti, 470 nucleotides long. RefSeq names its product cytidine deaminase-like. The transcript has 5 exons. Bases 42 to 470 code for a protein of 142 amino acids. The record is from RefSeq and is a predicted model, not a curated record. Gene Ontology annotation, molecular function: zinc ion binding; cytidine deaminase activity. Lineage: Eukaryota; Metazoa; Mollusca; Bivalvia; Pectinida; Pectinidae. Gene Ontology annotation, cellular component: cytosol.
UCCCGUAUUUAUAUUUCAGGAACCACAAGUCCGGCGGCAAUAUGAAUUUAAACACAUUCGAUACAGAAAUACAGUCACUGGUUUCCGCAGCGGUCGAAGCCAAGGACAGAGCUUACUGUCCGUACAGCAAUUUCCGGGUCGGCUCAGCAGUCCUCUGUGCUGAUGGAUCUAUUGUCACCGGCGUGAACGUGGAAAAUGCAUCCUAUGGCCUUAGUGUCUGCGCAGAAAGGGUAGCGGUGUGGAACGCCGUGGCCCAGGGUCACAAAGACUUUAAAGGCGUUGCCAUAUCAUGUGACGUGAAGGGAGACUUCAAGGGAUCGUGUGGUGCUUGUAGACAGGUAUUUGCAGAGUUCAACUUGGAUAUGCCAUUAUACCUGGCCAAGCCGGACAAGACCAUAAAGGUGGUCACAGUUUCAGAGUUACUUCCCAUGUCCUUUACACCGAAAACUCUACAAGAAGAGCGCAUUUAG